GUCUGCGCGGUUGUGUGGCAUAGGGUUCAUAUAUGCAUCGACGACGAAGAAAUAAGGAAGUUAGUGGUGGCGCUGCGAGCAGCCGUCCCGAUCAGACGCAAGUUCGCAUCGGUCCGACGUUUUUGAAGCUUCGGGCCCGGAAGUGUUUGGGCUAGGCUCCCAAAGAUGGAUGGGCCGCCACAUUCAUGUUUCUCGACAUCCCAGUAUAACGUUUCGAACGUUUCCACGUCAAGUACUGGUCCAGAAAACCAGUUGAAAUCAUCGGACACGCCCGCCGCCGGUGCCAACAUGGCUUCGGAGCAGCUGCAGCAAGACGCGACGGCAGCAUCGCUUCAGAGCGGCGGCACAGAUAACGCGACGGAAUCUUACGAACUGCUUGACGCCGACGCAAGCAUGACGGAUGCGGAUGACGAAUCCAGCCAAGUGGUUGCGACGAUACCUGUCUCCAAUUUCUUUUCUGGAAAGAGUUGUUCUCAGUGCUCCGGAGGCUUCCGCUACCAUGGCCACGCAUUGAGAGAGACCGAGAAACAUCGCCAGCAAAGCAGACGGGACCUCCCUCAAGAUGCUCGUGUCAGAAAAAUGGAGCAUGCAAAAAAAGGUACCUCUCCGAUAAGCCUAUGUGAUGACCACGGCCCGAAUGUCACCUACACCUUUCAAAGCACGCCACAAAAAAAGGAGCGUCCCAACGACUUAAGGCGGUCUGGGGCCAGAAUUUCCGACCUGUCUCGCUUUAAUGCGGGUUCAUCCACAAAGACGACCGCUGCUGUGAGGAGCUCCGUGAACGAGUUGCGCUCUGCCCAUCCGGUGUCGACAGUGCUAAGGAACCUCGCCGCGGCUUUGUUUCCAGGGCGGUGGAACGCACUUGAUCGUACACCAAGGAAUGCAGACGCCGCUCGUGCUUUUGACGACACGCGAACUCUAAGCACAGAACAAGAGCAAGCAAGGACGUACUCUUGCACUGUGCUGCUGUGUGGAAAAAACGAGGAGAUAACUUUCAAGAAUAAAACGACGCCGUGCUCUAACGACCAGCGCGAAUCAGUGGACCAAGUUUGUGCACUAGAAUCCAAAAGUGAAGUUGAAGCCACUCAAUGUAAUUUACGAGACUUGGAAGUUGUUUCUCCGCCUGUCAAACAGCUAGCCGUGACCCGUGAUGCCCCCGAGUGUUCAGGCCAUACAGAAGAGUGGGAACCUCGUUGCAGUGCCGAGGCAUUUGCAUACGCUGAACACUUGAAGGCAGUGACUGUAGGUGCGCCCGAGUUUCCUGCUUUGACACUGACCAGUGCCACGUCUGCGGUUUCGUUCGCCCCGUGGUGUCAUUCAGUCAAAUUUGGCGAGCCGCUUCAAAGCGCCCCGCCAAACGUUGCAGCCAGUGGUGGCAAACUCACACCUGACAAAUAUUUCGAUACGGCAGUUCCUGGAUUGCAGAAAUCAUCGAACCUCAUUUCGCUCGUGACGUACAGCGCACAGGCAGAUUCUAGCACGGACUCACCCACACAAAAAGUUGCGAACACGAACACGCAAACCAGUGAAGCACGAAUCACAUGCACUAGAACUGCACAGACACAGAACGCCGACACGCGUUGGACUGAGAUCUGUGCGCCGCCACUUGAUCAAAAUACCAACCCGAGUCCGUCCCUGGCCACUUCGACUUCUUUGAGCGACGUCGUCCGUAGCACGCCUGCUCGCUCAAGUUUUAGGCAAAUGCCGGCACAUUUCUUGCCACUGGACCUUUUAUCGCUACGCAGUCUAGGCCACAUUUCCGCACAAUCCGCGACAGACAUUGUUCCGAAAGAAACCAGCAAGAACGUCCUUCAAGAAGUGACAUUACCCGAUAGCACUAGUGCUCGAGAGCCGCAUAUUCUUACGAAAAGCGUUUCCCUGUCAAGCCGCAGGUGCACUUUAAAUUCAGGUUUCAAGAAAAACUCGCCCAACUGUGAAAAUCCAAUUGGCUUAGGCUCAGAAAUGAAAACGUCGAGUUGUCCCACUUUUAAGAAGCGCACAUGGGAGAAGCCGCGUGUAGCGCCUUGCGGGAGCAAACCUGUGCUCUUUCCUUGGGGUCAACUAGAUGCCCAUGAAAACACAGGGAUGUGUCUGCUACAUUCUACUGUCUUGGGGAGAUUGUUUAGAAAGGAAAAGGGGCUUUCAACGCCAAUCAUCCCCGCAAUGACAGUCUCUGUCAGCGGCACUGCGAACAAGGGCCGGAAGGCUGAAUUCGCUGAGAAGCCCACUACAACUACCUCCAACAAGGACAUUUUACAGGAACCGCAAAUGCAUCUUCCAAGCUUUGUUGUCACGAAAGAUUUACUAGAAACAACAGAAGCAACUGAACAGAAACAACCGCGUAGAAUGGACACUACAAAAAAUUCAGCAGACAUUGCCACAAUGAUCAUUUCGGAAGGCAACGUCGGGAGGAAAAGUGAAAAGCCGAAAGACUUGCCCGCUGCUACCUCCAUCGGGGACACCUUAAGGGAAGAGGAAGUGCGUCAGCGCGGAGCUGUUGUGGGGGAUUCAGAUGAAACGAAAGCUCCUAAUCAGCUUCUUAUCACAGGCGAGGUAGGUGUCCGCAGUACCAUGCGGCCGCCACGUUUCGGCAUGUCGUCGCAGCGCUUUAUUGCAACUUCUUUGAGCCACAGAAGCCAAUUGACGAAAGGAAACUCGCAAACUACAGAGGGCGAGCUGCCUGGGAGAAAUCUCGACAUGCAACCUCUACCGAUUGUCCACGUCAUUGCUCUUGCAAAUACUGGUCGUGCGGACUCACACCAAACCCACCAGGAACUGACAGUCAAAGGUGGUCGCAGUGAGCUUCCGGAGGUGGGAGAAGCCCUUAAGAUUUCCACCGACUCUGCAAAAGAUGAUAAAAGUUCGGGCAAAUUAAGAAGCGAUGACUCUUUCGUGGUUCAGGUGUUCCCGCACAAAUUUGUCUCUUGUUCCUUCGACUGGGUCGACGAAGCUUGUGCUUCUAACCCACCGGUGCGAAGCUUCAGCGAAAAUGUAGUUAAGAAGCGAGACAUAGUCGGGCAAGAAGCGAUGAUCAAGCGAGUUCAUCACUGCAAAAAUCCGAAACACAAUCCCAGAAAGAAAUUCCGCCCAGGCAAUUAUUGCUUGACAUGCAAAAAUCCUAGACACCGUCACGGUCUUCCCGAAGCGACUACGAUGGUCCUCCAACCCGAAAUCGAAAAGUACAUUUUUUCUCGCCGCGACACGCAUGUACACCGUCACAAAAAAGAGAACGAUAGCAACCUGAGUGGAAAACUUCUUGAGCCAGAAGAGAAAGAAAUUGCGAAGAAUGAAACGCGCGUGCCUGUUACGUCGGUGAAAAGAGAGCAAACUAAGCCAGUUGUUGAACCACCCGUUUGCUGCUGCCUGUCAAUGGCUGCGUGCGCCACGAUCGUCGCCCUUGCCCUCGUCUACCUGUAUUUCGUCCACUUUCAGGCGCCACUGGAGCCGGGCACCACUCUACUGCCUCCAGCGAAUGCUUACUACUGCUCGACAGAGUUCUGCAACCGAGAAGCUGAAAGGCUCAAGUCUGUCUUGAGCAGCACGACGGGGCCUUGCGACGAUUUCUACCAGCACGUGUGCGACAAGUGGGUUCGUAGUCAGCGCUUGGAGAGCCCUGGAACUGGCACCGCAGUUUCUAGUGACACAAUCAUCCAAGACCGGCUCAUCGAUAGCCUGGCAGCCGAUCUGGUAUCGAGUAAACAGGCCACUGUAGCCCUCGAGCUAUACAACUCGUGCACAGACCGCACUCAAUCCGGCAGGGCGUUUGCAGCCAUGGAUGACCUGUUUCGGCAGUGGACGAUCGGCCGCUGGCCAUUAGACGCGUUAGCUUCUGCCAGAGACGUGUGGUAUUUUGCUGGUGAGCUUCUCAAAGACGUCGGGCUGAAUGCGCUAGUAGACGUACACGUAGCCGUCGACUCGGAAGACCCGACCAAGGUGGCUAUAGGGUUAAAAAAGCCGUCUUUUCUCUUUUCAUGCAACGAUGCUGCCCGGCCUGGUGUCAUUAACAUGCUUCAAGACGCGCUCGUGGAAACCAUGGCAGCUGUCGCGCGUUCAGCCAACCAGCAGCUCGUCGACGAAGUCAUGCAAGUCAUCACUCGCCUUAGCGCCAGUCCCCUUGAGCCGCCCGUUUCGGAGACCGGUAUGCGUGGUUUCAACGUGGUUAGGCUGUCGGACAUGGACCCUGGCGUCGUCGAUCUUCUGAGAGCUACGUUUGGCAAUGACUCCUCGCUCGGCAAGGAAACGAAGGUAGUGCUCAAGUCGGCAGAUUUUCUUCAGGGACACCUAGUCGCAGCACUUCGAGAAUUGCCGCCGCGAGCUGUGAUGAACUAUUUGGGCUUUCUGGUUUUCAUCAACCUCGCGCCAUUCUUCCUCGACAGGCACCGACUCCUCCGCCAGCUCUUCAGCAAGAGCGUCCUCGGUAGGACUCUUCCCGACGUGUCGAACACGGGUCAGCUGUGCCUGGUGGCCGUGGAACGUGUGCUGCCUGGAUGCUUCGCGAAGGUAUCGAGCCAAUAUUUCCAGGCCUCGGGUGGCAUCGUCGCCAACAAGCUCUCGCAGUUGGUGACCAGCUUUGGGCGCAGCGUCGAGUAUCUUGCCUGGAUGGACGACAUGGCUGUCGUCUUGUCCCGCUACCUCCUCAAAGAAUUCGCGACGACGCCGAGCAGCAACGACAGCGCCUUCUGUCCCUCGUCUUUCACCUCGUACGCGGGCGACAGCUCGGUGAAGUUCUUCGUGGCCGUGUCGCGAGAACGCCAGCGAAGAAUGCUCAGGCUGCUGACGAAAAGCGACAGCGGUGACAUGGCGCCAGUGUGGCGCUCACAGCUUCUGACUACAGCGACUUACGACGCCCCCAGAAGGCGGCUGCAUAUCCCCGCGGCGCUGUUCAACGUGUCCGUGCCUGCUAACACGAGUCACUUCUCGCUUCACUUCGCGCGCUUUGCCGUGCGCUUCUAUCGAGCCGUCGUGGAGGCGCUGCUGUUCAGGGACGCCGUCCAGCCGUCGCUGCGCUACAGCGAUGACCUGCUGCGGCGCUUCGAGGACCUGCUCGGCUGCUUCGAGUGGGAGCUACGGCAGCUUCCUGCUGGCCUCAGCCACUCGGCCGUUGCCCCGCACUCGGUGACGGCACGUGGUGCUUUCCUGCAGCAGACAGUGGCAGUGCAGCUGGCCUUCAGAGCUUUCCAGGAACUUUUGCAGAUCCGGCGUACAUGGAACAUGGACUUCCGGUUCGCCCAGCUUCCUGAGCUGAGCGUCGACCAGCUCUUCUUCGUGUACUACGCCCUGGACAACUGCGAGGCGGCAGACAAGGUUUACCAGGAGCACCGCGGUCACUGGCUGCCGGCGCACUACCGGGUCAACGUACCACUGCGCAACGUCGUCGAGUUCGCGGAGCUUUUCAGGUGUCCGGCCGACGCGGACAUGGUGCGCGUCAGUUUCGUGCCUCGCUGUGCCGUCGUCGCCGUCGACCGGUGGGACCACGGUCGACCGGUUUGAGUGCUUCCUUUGCAUCGACGGUGUUUACUCAGCUCUGCGAUUGUUGAUACAUUUUUGUUGUCGAUACGUGCGUGAUUUUCAUGUCGCGGCUUUCAUAUAUAUCAGUACAUCUUCGGUUGCAGCCAAACCACUAAAUUGUGCGAAUAGGAAAGUAAUCAUUUUUUGCAUGUUUUAGACUGGAAUACAUUAAAAGCAUUGAUUAUUUACAGAA
Dermacentor albipictus is the source of this 5701-nucleotide messenger RNA. RefSeq lists its product as uncharacterized. The record is from RefSeq and is a predicted model, not a curated record. Gene Ontology annotation, molecular function: metalloendopeptidase activity. Gene Ontology annotation, cellular component: plasma membrane. Lineage: Eukaryota; Metazoa; Arthropoda; Arachnida; Ixodida; Ixodidae. Gene Ontology annotation, biological process: protein processing.